ACCUGUCUCGGCGCGCCGGGAGCGCGGUGUCCGCCCCGCUGAUGGGGCUGCGGGCGGCACCUUCCCCCGGGGAGGAGGAGAAGGAGGAGGAGGAGGAGAAGAAGGAGGCGAGCCGGUGGCGGAGGUUUUCUGUGACUGUUCCGCAUCCUGCUGCUGCUGCUGCUGGAUCCGAAUGCCGAGGCUACAAAGGCUUGUUACUGUCUCAUGCUGGGUCCCUCAAAUCCAAGAGCUACUUGGCAGUUUCCAAGGCAACCACCUGUGGAAUAAUUAAAAAGGAUGAAGUGUUAGCGUGCCAGAUAUAAGGAAUUCUUGCCUGGAGAGAGCGUUUCACUUUCUUCCGUCUUGAAGAAUCAAACGUGCUUCUGCCAGCAAAGUUAAGAAAAAGAAACGGUGGCUGAGUUGCACAAGUGAACCAGGACAACACAAAAUGUCCUCUGUGUGAAGACGAUCCUUGGAAUGGUUCGGAAAGCCUUGCAGUGCUGAGAGGGAAGAUGAAGGGAGAUGGUUUUCCCAGUGAGAAUAACCAGUGUGGACUUUGGAUCAAAGAAGAAGAACCCCACCCUGUUGGUUUAAUGAUCUGUCUGUGAGGUAUGAGGAAAUUAGGAGCAGCAGGAAACCUUCCAAUCUGCAGCUCCUGUACUCUGGACGUGCUGAAAGCAAGAUCUCAUGGAGGUUUUCCCUGCCAGCCUGAGAGCUUCUUGCAGUCUCCUCUUGUACACUCGUUACAGAGUAAACCAUAAACAGCCUGAGUCACCUCUCCAAGGGUGUGUAAUAUGUAAGAAUUUCUCCGAAAUUUCAGCUCUUCGGAGACACAGCUGGCUGGAGGCAGAGUCAGAGGUGGGUCCUGUCCCCACUUCCAGCAGGAUCUCAUUAACCAUGAAGACAAUCUCUGAAAAUCAUCCUGCAAUCAGCUGGUCAUUCUACAUCCAGCUUUUUGGCAGUUAAAAAAACAAACCAACCUACAGCAAGAGUCACACACCAGCCUGCAGCAAGGCAUCCCUGUAGCAGGGGAUGUUUUCCUGGAUGUCCUGGUGCUGCAGGUGCAUCUCCUCUGGAAACAUCCAGAACUUGGGGCUUCAAGCAGAGAAGCUGGACCAGCUGCGUGCUCCCCCCUCUGCUGUUGGGCAGACCAGAGGAUGUUCAGUGUGUACUGAUCAAUGUAAUGGUUACAGACUCUGGGUCAGAAGAUGUUCCCACUCAGCUCCUUAAAAUAGGAGGCAAAAAAUGUUUUUCCUGAUGUCAUUCUCACUCUACUGGAUUUCCAACAAGUUUCCAAGAACAGUCCAUGGAGGGAUGUGUGGCUGCCUGCUCUGCUGCCUGGAUUGCUGGGUAUUUUAGUCCCCUCAUAUGCAGUUUCUGUCUGUGCUGCCUUCUCAGCAUCAUGUCUGUCUCCCCCAGAGGAUUCCUCUCUGGACAGCCUGCCAUGGAAGCAGAUGAUCUGUCUUCAGUCCUGAGGGCAAGUCAGUAAAAUAAUUUACUCCAUGUCAAAGAAGGUUUUUAAUGCCCCCUUGGCUCAAAAAGAUGAGAUGCGCCUUGGGAUCACAAAGAUUUGACUUCAGUGUUUUGGUGCUAAUGAAAUUCAGAGUCACAGAUUGUUUUGGGUUGGAAGGGACCUUAAAGACCGUCCAGUUCCAUCCCCCUGCCAUGGGCAAGGACACCUUCCACUAUCCCAGAUUGCUCCAAUCCCCAUCCAGCCUGGCCUUGGACACUUCCAGGGAUCCAGGGACAGCCACAGCUUCUCUGGGCACCCUGUGCCAGGGCCUCACCACCCUCAGAGAGAAGAAUUAUUCACAUAUUGCUGCAGAAUAAAGUUUUUUUUGGUCUCUGCUCUCCCAAAGCAAUCAGUGUGUCAAGCCCUGCAUAUCUCUGGCUGGAUUCCCCCCUGGAGAACCACACACUGACCCUCAUUUGGAGCAGCACAGUUUGGGAUGAAGUGGCUGGGAAGGGGCAUCAGCGCUGUGUGGAGGAGCCGGCUGUGGCAGCAGUUUGCUGAGCAAUGCAUGGCAGAGCACAGACAUCAGCUCUUUUAACUUCAUUGCUUCAAAUAUCAUGAUUGUCUGUUCUUGUAUAAUAUUACUGCAUAAAAACACAGUGGGAUUUAUUUAUAAUUGAUGAUUUUACGUGGAAGAUACUCCAAUGCCACCGUGUGGAUUAAAUCCCAGAACAGACUGAAAGCUGUAAAAUCCACGAGCACAGUGAAAUUCCCUGUUUACCACAACAGGCAGAUUUAUGACCAGGUAUAUAUUGCUCUGGGACUCCUGAGGGAUCAGUCAAGUGUUUCUCCAGGGACAAGACAAAAGGAACUCUUUGGCUGCCUGUUCUGAGACUCUGCUUCAAGGGGAGCAAGAGCCCUUCACUGAAAUCCUCCUGCAAUGCUGUGGCUGCUGCUGCUGCAGGUGACGGCGAGCUGCCUCUGGCUGGGACACAGCGAGGUGGUGAAGUCCUUUGAAAGUUCAUGUCCUCAGUUUUUUUUCCGGGAGAUCCCCCCAAAUGAAGCCCUGGAGCCGCAGAAACCAGCCUGGAUCUGCCAGCGCUACAAGAACCAGUAUUACUUUGCCACCCUGUAUGACAGGAAGAUGCGUAUCCCUGUCUACUCUGCUUACAUCUACCAGCCUGGACCUGGCAAAAGACCUAAAACAUGGCUGGUUGAGCCCCAGCUGAUUGGCCUAAAUUAUCCUAAAACUAUGGAAAAAGAAUGGACACUCUUAAAUCGAUACAAUGUCAGCUUAGAGAAACUCAGCCAGAGCCAGGCUAUCCUUCAUGACUACAAGAACCUGACGGGUUUGAACCGAGGCCAUUUGAACCCCAAUGGCCACCAUGAUGACUACAGCAGCAGGAUGGCUACCUUCACCCUCACCAAUAUAGUGCCCCAGGAUGAGAAACUCAACGGCGGCGCCUGGAACAACUACGAGCAGCAAACGAUGAUCAGGAGGACCCGGGACUGUAAAACCACCUAUGUCAUCGUGGGAGCUGUGCCUGGGAACAACUACAUUGCCAAGGGGAGGGUUAAUAAACCCAGCUACCUCUGGUCAACUGCCUGCUGUGUGAUGGACAACAACUACAUGAAAGCUUGGGCGGUCAUCGCUGAGAACGACAAGAACCAGGUUCAGCUCCUCACACUGGGGGAGCUGGAGGACACUUUAACUGAGCUCUAUGGGAGGGGACAGGUUUCCCUGUUUGACAGUGACUGUCCCCGGGAAUAAGCCUCACAUCCUGGGUGGAACAGGCUCAGGAGCUUUUGCCACAUGUCAUAGAAUCACAGAAUGGUUUGGGUUGGAAGGAAUUUCAAAGACCAUUCAUGUAGACUCAGCUUCCAUGCCAUGGACAGGGACACCUUUCACUAUCCUCAGUGGCUCCAAGCCCUGUCCAACCUGGCUUUGAACACUUCCAGGGAUGGAGCGGCCACAACUUUUCUGGAUAACCUGUGCCAGGGCCUCACCACCCUCACAGUAAAGAAUUUCUUCUUAAUAUCUAAUCUAACCCCAUCUGCUUUCAGUUUAAAGCCAUUCCCCCUUGUCCUGUCACUCCAAACCGUUGUCCAAACUCCCUCUCUCUUUUAAAACCCUUUAAACACUGGAAGGGGUCCAAGAUCUCCCAAGAGCUUUCUUUUCUCCAGGCUCUCUCACCCUCUCUCCAGGGCAGAUGUGUUCCAGCUCUUGGAGCAUCUUUGUGGACUCCUCUGGACCCCACUCCAACAGCUUUGUGUCCCUCUUCUGGUGUGGAUCCCAGAGCUGGAGGCAGCACUGCAGGUGGAGUCUCACCAGAACAGAGAGGAACAAUGGAGUAAAGGGGAACAAGACAACCCAAGACUCCCAAAGACCUCUGAUUUACUUCCAAGAAGGUCUGAGAUAACAGACUUCACAUGAUAUCUAAUUUCCAUUAGGAAGUGAGAAACCUGUCUUCAGGUCAGGGAAAUUUAUCCAUAAAAGAGUACCAAUUGCCAUGUACUUACAGAGUAGUUUAGGGACUAACAUAACAAUUUCUAUGCCAAGUGUAUAAUUUACUAAUAAAACCUUGUGAAAUUUUA
Parus major (Great Tit) is the source of this 4027-nucleotide messenger RNA. Its product is annotated as endonuclease domain-containing 1 protein-like. Gene Ontology annotation, molecular function: nucleic acid binding; metal ion binding; hydrolase activity. The record is from RefSeq and is a predicted model, not a curated record. Bases 2373 to 3203 code for a protein of 276 amino acids. The transcript has 8 exons. NCBI's taxonomy places the organism in Eukaryota, Metazoa, Chordata, Aves, Passeriformes, Paridae.